AUGCACGAUAAAGCAGGCUUAAGUAAACCACCUGAACCAGGCACUUGCUGUUUUCGAAUCAAACCAGCAGGCAAUGGCCAUGAAGCCCCAGAAUAUAUCUAUAAUCUACUAUUUCAACACUCAAAACCCGUAAAACCAGAAAAGUUAGCAUCGACAAUGUUCAAAAAAGACCCCCCUCCAUUACCAGACGCAGUUCCUAAGGCAUCGCAUAAAACAAUGGGAUUACCGGGAAGUUUUUGUUUGAAUAAUAAUAAAGAUAAACACCUUCAGAAACAACCAUUUAUCCUGAAGCAUUCCAAGAAACUUUAUGUUGAUCAAGACUGUGUUAAAAUGCAGAUAAAGGCAACAGCAAAAGCAUUUGAAGAACUGAAACUAAGCCAGCCAGAAGGAAGAAUUAAGGAUGCCUGUUGUGCUGGAUUGAAACCACGACUUCCGGUUACUCAGAAAUACUCUCAACGUGUAGAAUGUUUGGAGGUUCCCAACAGAACUAAUUGGAUUGAACGAAAUGCCAUCAGUAAUAUAACAAGAAAACCUGGCGAAAGGGUUUCAGAUCAAGGAAGGAAGGUAUUCGUGGAUAGGAACAAAGGCGAUAAACAAGCCAUUGUUUCUACUAAAACUCACUCUGGAUUAGAAAAGCGGUUCGUUUAUAAGCCGACUUAUGGGAAAGUACCCGAAUAUCUGAAACGAAGGAAGGAGAUUUUGAAGGCUUCAAGAGAACAGUAUUCUCAUUAUUUCAACGAAAAGGCUCUACAAAAUGCGGAAUACAUGUUAACAGAGGCCGAACGAGAUGAACUCUUGAAAGACCUCAAGAAUGCCUGGGAUAGUUAUAAUGCCAAAUUCUUGUUAUUCAAAGGUGAUGAAUGCAGUGGGAAGAAAAAAGCUUGCAAGGAGUAUCUUGAGAAUCAAUUGAAAAGUUUGGAGGGGGAUAUUAAAAUGAUUAAGUCCCAUCAAUACAUAUUCGUCGAAGCGGAUAAAACUCCUGGAAUUGAUGCUUCUGCUGUUGUUGCAGCCAAUGAAAUUCCUAUUGAAAAUAAUUAA
Molecule: messenger RNA, 1038 nt
Organism: Rodentolepis nana
Lineage: Eukaryota; Metazoa; Platyhelminthes; Cestoda; Cyclophyllidea; Hymenolepididae
Source: the annotation of a GenBank genome assembly